Anopheles nili is the source of this 2741-nucleotide messenger RNA. RefSeq names its product vacuolar protein sorting-associated protein 53 homolog (gene Vps53). The transcript has 4 exons. Gene Ontology annotation, biological process: retrograde transport, endosome to Golgi. The record is from RefSeq and is a predicted model, not a curated record. NCBI's taxonomy places the organism in Eukaryota, Metazoa, Arthropoda, Insecta, Diptera, Culicidae. The coding region runs from base 1 to 2688 and encodes 895 amino acids. Gene Ontology annotation, cellular component: GARP complex.
AUGAGUCUGGUGGAGGAAGAAAAUGACUCUAAAAAAGAUCACAUCAACGAAAUCGUACUAUCGGAAGAAGUACAAAGAGCAAUUGAGCAGGUACUACAAAGCUCUGAUCCACUGGACCAACCGGAUUUCAAUCCCACAGAUUAUAUCAACCAGCUGUUUCCGAACGAACAAUCCUUAUCCAACAUUGACGAAGUGAUUUCGAAAAUGGAGUACGACAUCAGCUUGAUUGACGAUAAUAUUCGCAGCGUUGUACGUGGUCAAGUGAACACGGGCGAGAAUGGCCGUGUAGCUCUGAAGGAGGCACAACUCUCCCUCACGCAGCUAUUUACGCUCAUUACCGACAUCAAAAAUCGCGCAGAAAAGACCGAGGACAUGGUGAAGGAAAUAACGCGUGAUAUUAAACAACUCGAUUCGGCAAAAAACAAUCUCACCUACGCCAUCACAACUCUCAACCACCUUCACAUGCUCGUAGGUGGUGUCGAAAAUCUGAAAAGGCUUUCAGAACGACGACAGUACGGAGAAGUUCUCAAUCCGCUUCAGGCGAUUAUCGAAGUCAAUCAGCAUUUCCAGCAAUACUCGGAGAUUUCACAAAUUCAAACGCUCUCAGCACAGGUGCAGCAAAUUCAAUCCGAAUUGGCCACACAAAUUACCGACGACUUUAAGAAUUUUUUCUCACCAACGAGCCAUAGCAACACGAAUCGAAUGACGAUAACGCAGCUGAAAGAUGCAUGUCAAGUUGCUUCGGUGCUGGACAAACCCGUCAAAAAGAACAUUCUCAAAUGGUUCAUCAAUCUUCAACUGCAGGAAUACGUUCAGCUGUUUCACGAAAAUCAAGACAUUGCAUGGCUGGAUAAAAUCGAUAAAAGAUAUGCCUGGGUUAAACGACAUUUGUUAGAUUUCGAAGAAAAGUAUGGACCUGUUUUCCCGCCGGACUGGGAAGUGUCCGAGCGUAUCACAGUACAAUUUUGUACCAUAACCCGUGAAGAGCUGUCUAAAAUUAUCGCACGCCGUAGAACAGAAGUGGACGUAAAGUUACUGUUAUUUGCCAUCCAGAAAACGGCCAAUUUUGAGCAGCUAUUAGAUAAACGCUUCAAUGGUACCACGCUAGUAGAAGCCACCAGUGAAGAAGUGCGAAUAGAACGUGAUUCAUUCAUUAAUCUUAUCGGUAGUUGCUUUAAACCGUAUCUCGACAUUUAUACGGACAGUAUAGAUCGAGAUUUAGAAUUGCUCAUUGAUCAGUUCACACAACAAAAUCAACAAAUGGUAGUCCCUAAGGAAAUCAAUCCUGGUAUCAUACCUAAUUGUGCUGAUUUGUUUGUAUUCUACAAAAAGUGCAUGGUGCAGUGCAUGCAACUCAGCAACGAAAAACCGAUGUAUGAGUUGGUAUUAAUUUUUAAAAAAUAUCUUCGCGAAUAUGCUAGCAAAGUACUAGAAGCUCGUAUUCCGAAACCUCAACCGCCAAACUCAACAACAUCUACGAUAAGUUCCAGCAUGUCAUUGUUAACGAAAGACUUCCAAAACCUAUCCACUGCAGCUGGGCAGGUGAUACAUAGUUUCUUGAAGGAAGGUGAAACGCCGAGAUAUUCAACGGAAGAUGCUCGUAAAAUCUGCUAUAUCUUGGCUACUGCCGAAUACUGUCUAGAAACAGUACAACAGUUGGAAGACAAGCUGAAGGAGAAAAUUGAUAAACAAUUUAUUGCCAAGGUAGAUCUGGCGGAUGAGAAAGACGUCUACCAUCGUAUAAUUUCCAACUGCAUCCAAUUGCUUGUGCACGACCUUGAUGCCGCCUGCGAGCAGUCGUUGCUACUAAUGACGAAAAUUGCUUGGCACAGCAUCAGCAACGUGGGUGAUCAAAGUGGAUUCGUUAAUCAAAUUAUAACAAAUCUCAAACAAACGGUUCCGGUGAUACGGGAUAAUUUAGCAAACAGCCGCAAGUAUUACACGCAGUUUUGCCAUAAGUUAGUCAACUCAUUUAUUCCAAAGUACAUUAAUACGCUCUAUCGGUUGCGUCCAACCUCAUCUGGAUCAUCGUCCGCUUCAGGAACAGCGGCUUUAGUUGCGAGUGCCUCGAGCUCUAGUAUUUCCGAGGGGGCAAAUAAUGUAGCUUCCGCUUCAGCCAGUGGUAACAUUCUUGGGUGCGAGCAGUUGCUUCUCGAUACCCAUAGUUUAAAAACAGUGCUAAUGGAUUUGCCCUCGAUAGGCUCACAAGUGCAGCGAAAACCUCCAGCCAGCUACACGAAGGUAGUCGUGAAAGGUAUGGCAAAAGCAGAAAUGAUUAUUAAGGUCGUGAUGCAGCCAGUUCACCCAGCGCCGCUAUAUAUCGAGCAAUAUCUGAAACUAAUGCCCGAGAGCAAUGUUGUUGAAUUUCAUAAGAUACUUGAGAUGAAAAAUGUACGAAAAAUUGAACAACAGCAACUCGUUGAAGCCUACAAACGUGCUUGUCCCCAGCUGCAGCAACAAAUUCAAACAUCAUCUUCUACAUUAGCUUUCUCUGGUGAUAUUGGAAACAUUGCACAACUCACCGAAGUAACGUCUUCUGGGAAUCCAAUCCAGUCGCAGCAAAUAGCGGCUGCUGCAGCUGCGAUAAGUGGCGCUGGUUCCAGUAUAAUGGCCUUGGGAGACUCGCUGAUGGACAAGGGAAGAAUUAAAAAGAUAGAGAAUUUAAUCAAAAAUAGACUACCAAACUAGUACGGGACCUAUUACUUAUCAAGCAAGAGCGUAAUAGAAUGAAUAUCCAUAAA